This is a messenger RNA of Diabrotica balteata, 1608 nucleotides long. Lineage: Eukaryota; Metazoa; Arthropoda; Insecta; Coleoptera; Chrysomelidae. The record is from the annotation of a GenBank genome assembly.
AGUUUAUAUACCUGCCCACAUAACUUUUGCUUGACUUAAGCUUAAGUACGCUUUAGAAAUUUCUAACUAUUUGUGGAAUGUCUGUUGCACUAUAAGCAAUAAGCAUACAAGAAAUUUAGUGAGCUAAAUAUCUCGUUUAGUGCCGUUGCAUUGCGAAUAAUUUUUGUUUGUUUACAUUAUUUUCUUAUCAAAUUCGCGUGGGAAGGCGUGUGAAUAAACAACUUUGACAACAUGCAGUCUGUGUUAGCUUGUUUACUGUUUUUUACGUUUUGGAGUUUAUCGUCGUGUUCACGGUCGGGAAUUUAUAUAGAUAAUGGUUUUGAUCAAACAGCCAUAGAGAGGACCAUGACCAGAGAUGAAAAACGGGAAAUAGAAUUAGAGAUAUUGAGUCUUUUAGGCUUACCUAAGAGACCAAGGACAAUAAGUAAGAAUCCGCUGAAAAGGUCAGCCCCGAGAUUCUUGUUAGAUAUUUAUAAAACUCUGAUGAAUCCGGAGAACGAAGACGAUCAAAGGUCUAAAAGAAGUGUUGAUGUUUAUUUAAGUGGAGAAGAACAAUACCAAAUAGACGAGAGUGAUAUUAUUAUGACUUUUGAAAGUGCAAAUGACCAUGUUCCAAAUGUAAGACAUGAACGGGGUAAACGACUUUGGUUCAACGCUAGCGAUGUACCAGUAGCUGAAGAUGUUGUUGGAGCUGAAUUAAGAAUUUACAAAGGUAAUGGAAAGGACAUGAAAAAUUUAGAUGCAGUUUAUACUAUAACAGUGUAUCAACUUAUAAAGACAGAUGAAGGAGACAAAGAAUUAGAGUACAUAUCAGCCACUAAUGUCACAGCUGGAUUUACAGGAUGGAUUAGCUUGAAUUUAACUAGAUGUCUAGCCACGUGGGUGGCAUUUCCUAAUCUCAACAAAGGCCUUUACCUGUCAGUGCAUCCAGUCAGUAGACCAGGCCAUGAAGUCAGACCAGAAGAUAUAGGAGUCGUAACUGUAAAAGCUGAAGAUGAACAACAACCAUUUAUGGUAGCUUUUCUUAGAGCAGCUAACAAUAUCAAGCCGAGGGUAACCAGAGAGACUAGAACCAAAAAGGAUACAUUCAAUAGUGUUAUGACUGGAUAUUCAAAAGUUAAAAAUGAAAAUAGACAAGAUCUACGAAGAAGUUGUCGCAUUGAAACCUUGUACAUCAAUUUCAAGGAUCUAUCUUGGACAGAUUGGAUAAUAGCUCCAGAUGGCUAUCCCGCCUUUUACUGCGCCGGAGAAUGCAAUUUUCCUCUAAAUGCUCACAUGAAUGCCACCAACCAUGCAAUCGUCCAGACAUUGGUCCACCUGAUGAACCCUUUGAGAUUCCCGAAACCGUGUUGCGCACCAACAAGGUUAAAUCCAAUCUCAGUUUUAUAUUACUUAGAUGAUCACAAUGUUAUACUCAAGAAGUACAAAAAGAUGGUGGUAAAAAGCUGUGGUUGUCAUUAAAUGAUUUUUUUUAUAUCAUUGUACAUAUAUGUAUAUUUGUUUUAUAUAAUAUAACAUUCAGCAUGCUUAGUUUAAGAAAAUAAGGUAAUGAACAAGUGCCAAAUACUGUAUCGACAUUUUUUUAAAUACACACAUUAUUAACUUUUA